Molecule: messenger RNA, 1176 nt
Organism: Lodderomyces pseudojiufengensis
Lineage: Eukaryota; Fungi; Ascomycota; Pichiomycetes; Serinales; Debaryomycetaceae
Exons: 1
Coding region: 1-1176 (391 amino acids)
Cellular component (GO): endoplasmic reticulum
Source: RefSeq, a predicted model, not a curated record
AUGAAGUUCAACCAACUUUUAAGUUGGUCAUUGCUAUCAACAUUGGUAGUUUCACAAUCAUCAUCAUCCACACCAUCAGAUGAAGAAGUUACCGUAUAUCACGUAUCAAAUCAAUCACUUAAUAAUAAUAAAGAAUAUUUUCCAUCCAUAAGUAUAAAAGAUUCACAAAUAUAUUUCGAUAAUUUAGUAGGAAAAGAUUUAUCACAUGUUGAAUUAUCAUCAUCUUUAAUCGAUUUAAUAAAUGAGCAAAUUGAUGACUUUAUUUCCCAAGGAAAAUCAAAUUUAUUUAUAAAUUUAAAAGGAAAUGUUAAAUUAAAUGAAAGGUAUUCAAAUCCAAUUUUUAAAACUUCAAAAUCUAUAUCUAAAUAUUUUAAAAAUUUUGAAUUUGGCAAAUCUCAAAAGUUAUCAAACGAAAUUAUAUCUUAUGGAGAAGAAAGCAGUGAAGAUUUACAAUCACAUUUCGAGUAUUUUAAAGAGAAAACUUCAAAUAUUUGGCAAAAUUUUAAAUCAAAUAGUCAAAAAAUAAUUAAAUCAUAUAAUCCUACAAAUGAUCAAUUAUAUAUUAAUGAAAUUUCUUCCUUAAAUCAUUUAAAUGAAUUUUAUGAUAAUUUAUCAUCAGAUUCCAAAUCAAAUACUUUUAUUUUAAAUUUUUAUUCAUUAUUAUCAAUUGCAAAUAAAAUUGGUACUGAUUCAGAAACCUACAAGCAUCAAUUAAAAUCAUUUGAAAAUUUAAUUAUAAAAAUGUCUAAGAAUUUUAACAUUUAUAUUAUAUCUUAUCCAUAUGUUCAACAAGAUAUAUCUCAUUUACAAAAAAGAUCAUCAAUUGAAUCAACUUUUAAAACAAAUCAAUUAAAAUAUGGAACAAAACAAGCUUGUGAAGUAGGUACAAAUAAUUGUAAUUCACAUGGUGAAUGUACUCAACUCAAAAAUAAAGAAGAAUGGAGUUGUUUAUGUUCUUCAAGUUUUAAUAAAACUACUUCAAAAACUACAAAUUGGGUUGGAUCAGAUUGUAAUAAAAAAGAUGUUUCUGUACCUGCUAAUUUAUUUUUAUGGACUACUAUUGCCUUAGUGUUAUUAAUUGCUGGUGGUAUUAAUCUUUUAGCUAGUGUCGGAACUGAUCCAUUACCUGGUGUUUUAGAUGCUGCUACUUUAUCACCAAGUAAAAAGAACAUUUAA